UGCAGAACUAACGAGCGCGCGCACACACACACACACAGAGCAAUGCAACAGUCUGAACUGUGAAUAAAAGAAAUGGGUUAAUUCCUCCUACACAGCAAACUGAGCAGAGUUAAAUUUUUGGUGGUGAUGAACACAGAGUGAAUCUAUCUCUACUUGGAGUUGAUCUAACUCUGUAUGUUGUCUGAACUGUUAGCUUUCACACUGUACCACGAAAGAGUUGGUGUCAAAAUGGAAUGUUAUAACUGUCUUCUGGAAAUCAACUCUGAUAGUGUCACCGCUAUGGUGGAACGCAUCAUUAGGAGUGACUGACCUAGAUCAGACUGGUCGCAGAAUCGUCCGUCUUUCUGGUGGGAGUUAGGUUAAUAGACCCCUCCCUUAACUCUAGUGGAAUGCACAGCAGGUGGAAGGACGGAUAUUUUGUGGAAGAAGACUUUUCGCAUUGUGUCGGAAAUGCUGGCGAAAGUGGAGAUAGGAGGAGUUCCACAGACUGAUGAAGUCUUUCAAUUUGAGAAUUUCCUUCAAGAAGUAACAGAUAAGUUUAAUCUGCAGCCAGACAGUUUCAGUGAGGGCCAGCUCUCAGUCACUGAUGUAUCAGGAACAGAGGUGGAUGGAGAUGUCUUUGAUGAACUUCAAGGUCCCUUUACCAGUAAUGGAUCUGGAUGUUCAGCUGUUCUCAGAUCAAGCAUCCUCCUCUGUACUGACUCCACUAUCCCCAGCUUCAUCCCAUUCAUCAGAUUCCACAGUUGUCCUUGAGUCCACAAGAAAGAGGAGGAACCCAACAGGGUUAAUGGACCGGAAUGAAGCAAGACAAAAAAUUGAUUGUGUUCUGAGGGCCAAUCCAAAGGGUGAGGAAAUAUUCAUGGAGUAUGAAAAUACCAAAACACUAACAGAUGCCACACGUAAACAGAUGGUGAACGUCCUGGUUGCAGACAUGUUAGAGCUACAUGGGCGGAUUAUAUCAAGUGUGAGGACCAGUUAUGCACUGGGAAUUGUGACACUUUUUCCAUACCUCCAAGAUCCUUUCUCCAAACAUGGAUAUGAACACUACUAUGAUCCUGAGGGUAAUACUGGCUUUAUUGCAUGGAGAAUCAAGACAGUUCAACGUAACACCUGUGCUGGCUCCCGGUGUCAUUCCAAGACUGUUCUUCAGGAUGGUCCAAACACCAGAUGUGAAUCUCUGAUAACCUGUCAACAGCUAUUUUGUGAGGAGUGCAGGGAGGCGAUAUCUACAAUCCGACAUUCCACUGAUGAAUCUGUGGUCAAAGAGAAGAUGAGAGCGACUUUCCAGUAUCGACAGAAGAUAGUCAAUGAGGAUGCAUCAUCUUCAGUCCUGGAUUUGUUCCCUCGUUUCCUUGAUGUACCUGGAUUGAUUGACCAGGAUUUUUCCAUGAUGUUUGGUGAUGAAGUGUCUCAGAAGUUCUGUUUAUGUAAGGAGUUAAGUAAUGAGAAUAUUCAAAGAGAGUACAUAGUGCCCAUUUGUUAUAUUUAGAAAGACUUGACCUUGACCUUUUAGAUUUGUAAUCAUUUAAAUGUAAUUUUAAUUGUGAUGUAGCAUAUUACCACUUUAUAGUGUUAGAGGCAACUCAUUUUAUAGUAUGCAGUUAACACUAUGAGAGUUAAUGAAUUGCUCCUAUGAGAAUUAAUUUCUAACACUACACACUGGUGUUGAGAAAUUAACACUUGAGUAGUAUUAAAUUUCAACUAUACAAAGAGUUAAUGUGAACUCUAUUAAAGUGUUAAAAUACCAACACUUUAAAAAGUGUUAAAAUGACACUGCUGAGUGUGGACCCCUCCAGACUCUUUAAAAGUGUUGAAAUUAACUCCAAUAGAGUUGACUUGUUUCUGGGGAUUUUGCUGUGUAUUCAUGUGCAAAAUUCAUGUGAUAAGUCAAGAAAGACAACAUUAUUACUGUUAGGGUUGAGCAGUGCAUUAUUUCAUGAGGUUUCAUUGAUGGUAUAAUAAACACAUGCACGCAAGCACGCAUACACACACACACUUAAAAUCAUAUAGACAGCUGAAUUUGCUCUACUUGGUUCAUGCUGUGUUCUGUCUGAAUACCAAACAUAUAGAGAAAAGUUGUAACCCGUUCACUCAAACUACCAAACACAAAACCUUCUGUUGUCUUACCUUUUGUGUAAUGGGUACUUUGAUUGGACAAUGCGUGCUUUAUCCAUCUACUUAUAAUUUUGUUUGUCCAAAUGCAGUUUUAGGGGGCCAAUUAGGAAGGCGGAAAUGACGCCAAAUAACAAUCUGCCGAUUUAUUUCACAUGUGCCGUCUCUGUCACUGCUGAUGACGUGUUAGGGAUUUGUUGAAGAAGCAGAUUGAAAAAUGACCAUCACUGAUACAGCAGGCUGUGCCCUGAGAGGAACAAGGUGUUACAAUAUUUCCACUGUCUCUUAUUUACAUUCCCACCUUCACAAAUAUGCCGGAAAUUCCCCAGGCACUGGAGGGGCUUCUGUAGAACUAUUUCCAUAAUUAUUGUUUAUAACUAAGAUUUCGACAAUUGUAAAGCAACCUUGGUGUCAUGUAUCAGGAAACUCUGGACUCCAGUUCCCAUCAGCCACUGCACUGCACGACAUGUCACAUGACCACCUGCACCUGAUUCACAUUUCUGUUAAUGAGCACUCCUGUCUUUAUAUAGCCAUUAUCUGCACUGAUUCUUGGUCUUUUGUUGUCUUGGACUACCAUGUUCCAUGUUCCUAUGUUUUGUUUCAAGCCACAGUAUUUUGCCUAGUUGUCUUAGUGUCUAUGUUUUGUUAUUUGUUUAUAUAAUAAAUGUUAUCUGACUGUGAUUGCUUCCGAGCCCAUCCUUGAUUCGUGACAGAACGAAAGACCUUCAAUCGGAAGCAGCAGUUUGCCAAGAUGGACGACUGGGGCGUCAGGAUGCCACCAAUGUUAGUGGAGUACUUUGCCACGUUACGCCAACAGUUGGAGGAUUACCAAGGUGCGCUACGAAAGCAGCGGGUCGCCAGGAAUUACCUGGGCUUCAACAUACCGCUUAUGUUCAUGAAGGACUACGCCACGCCAACAGGAGGAGGAGUCCAGGUACAAGGGGGGGGGUCUGUGGUCGUAGCUAAUACCAUCUCCCACACUCCCUCCCUUAUUAUAGCUCUUGUUCAGCCUGCCCACUCUGCUGAGUACGUUGCUCAGCUUUCCUGUUCAGCCGAGGACGUCUCUCCGCAUUCAUGCACUGCCGAGGACGUCGCUCUGUUUCCCUGCUUCGCCGAGGACGUUGCUCUGCCUUUCUGUUCAGCUGAGGAUGUUGCUCUGCCUCCCUGUUCAGCGGAGGACGUCACUCUGCCUUCCUACUCCGCUGAAUACAGCGCUCUGUUUUCCUGCACAGUGGAGGACGUCGCUCCGCCUUCACGGAAUGUCAUGGAUGAAGCCUUGAAGCCUUCCUUAUGGUACGCUGGUUCUGUGCCCAAACCGAGAACAUGACAGUCAUGCAGCGAUCCACACUGAUGAUGAUGAGAAGAAAGAUGCUGCUGAACAUGUUGAGGAACAUCACGAAGGAGGUGAACCUGCACAUGAAAAGUCCAAAGAUCCAGUCAGAUGUGGCUAUGUAAAAGGUGUUGAAGGGCAAGGUGGCACAGAAUAUGAAGUCAGAAAUGGCCAGGUUGAGAUACCAGCUGGUGUUGACCGUUUUCUUCAUCUUUAAACCUGCGAUCCAGAUCACCACACCAUUUCCCACAACCCCCAGUACAGUGAUGAUCACAUUCACAACCAGCAGCAACAUGCACAGAAUCUCUCCAGAGCAAAAUUCGUGUCCAUUGUGAGACAUAUCCAUGCACGUUUGGUUAUCAUCCAUGUAGUUUGCAUAGUCCGUAGAUAUGUAAUCUAGCAUGAAAUCAGUCGUGUCCAUGAUUUUUCCUACAUCCUUUUGACUGUCCAUGGAAUAAAAUAAAAUAUCACAUGCCACGAGUGAACCUUCUGAUAUCAUUGACACAUUUGAAUGGCUAUGUAAAAUGAAGCAAUGUGAUAACAUGAAAUUAAUAAUGAGCUCAUAUGGCCAUGGGCGUUGUUUUGUCUCAGGACAGCUAGCAUUUCUGCUAUAGUCAAGCAACUGUUUGACUCCGAACAUGUCAUAUCACAGCAAACCAGUGACUACAUUUCCCAUCCUGCACUGUAACCUACAACCAUGGCCACCGUGGACUGCAAUUCCUAGAACACUCGCAUUCAUUCUAAUCUUGCACACCUGCAUCCAAUUCACAGCACUCACAAUCACAGUGUAAAGAGACUGUUUGUACACAAUAACAUUGCGAAGUAUUGAGCAUAUUCACUGUGCCAAGCUUUUGUUCAUGUUGCAUUUCAUGGUUUUUGAUCUUGUUUCUAGUUUCUCAUUCUCGAUUCUUGCAUUGUCUAGUUUAUGCCUGUUUGCCAAUCGCAUGACCCAUUGCCUGUUUUUGACCAUGCUAUUGUCUCAUGAUUUGGAUUUGUAUGCCUGCCUCGCUUUAUUAAAAGCUCUUAUCUGCAA
Messenger RNA from Ictalurus punctatus (channel catfish), 4475 nucleotides. RefSeq lists its product as uncharacterized. Bases 587 to 1489 code for a protein of 300 amino acids. The record is from RefSeq and is a predicted model, not a curated record. Lineage: Eukaryota; Metazoa; Chordata; Actinopteri; Siluriformes; Ictaluridae. The transcript is spliced from 8 exons.